AUUUAUAUAAUAGUGUCACAAUAUACGUACGAUAUACUUACUACAUGCUGUUCGAACGAGUUUCCUCAAUAAAUGACUUCAUUUAGAAUAAUGAAUUGCGUUAAAAUAGUAUAGUGUAGAGCUCGAGUCACGACACUCAGUCUAAUCUCGUAGGUCAAGUUCACAAUGUGUUUACUUAUGUAGGUACAUCAUUAGCAAAAUGUGAAAAAACCUCAGUGUACAUGCCGCUUCCACGCGGCGAGGACUUUCAAAUAUUGUUAUAGUUUUUUUUACGCAUUUUCUGAAAUGUUUACGGUGCUUUUCAUGAUCUGUUUACGCGUGGCGUAUAGUGCUAGUGAUGAAAGUGAUUUAGGAUAUAGUUUGAGUAUAGGGAAUGCUAUAAAUGUGUUUGCCAAUUACGGCGACCUGUCCCAAGUAACCCAAGUGAUCUCAGCCGACUAUGACGACGAAGAGGAGUUCCCAGAGCCCUUCAGCGAGAAGAACAUCAAGGUCUUCCUCAAUGUGAGCAGCAAAGAAACGCCGGGCGAAGACCGGGUUGAAAUGAACAUCUUACUGUGUGAGACCUUUGAUGAGUUGCUGGAUGGAUACUUCCAGAACUUUCAGAUUGAGGGAACAGACAAGCCCUGGAAAGCCUUCAUGGGCGACUGGAUCCAGGACGAAAUCAUGCGCACCCUCGGCAUAGACGUCGACAACUUGCGCGACAACUGCUGCUACGUGCUUCUCAAGCUGUCAAAAGUGCACAAAACCGUCAAGGUUGACAGCUUGGAACACGUGACUGUCAAGAGCUAUGUGGAGAAGGCGAUGAGCGCCAUGAAUGAGAGCGAUGUGGCGGAUAUCCGGAAGUUUAUGAGGAGUUAUGGGACGCAUUAUAUAGAUUCUUAUGUGACGGGGAAUUUUGUGUAUCAGGUGUUCAAGUUUAAGAGGUACGGGUACAACAUGCUGCGUUCGUACGUGCGGGACCGGAAACAUCACACAGACAACUCGGACAGACUGAGGUCCCACUUCGCCUCUAACUUCCUCAGACAAGUGGGGGAUAUUAGGAUAGCAAGCGGUAAAAAAACCAUAGAAGCCUGGGCCCGACGGAACCUCUUCGACAGCCAGUACCUCUACUACCGACCAAGUUUACUUCGCCUCUUCUACAAUAACGCUCUAAUCCUUGCCCUCAAUCGUAUGCUAGACGACGGAGCCCUGCUAGGGCUGUCUCUUAAGACCCUAGCGCCCUUGUUCAAAGAUGAGGAGAAGAGGAAAAGAUAUCUAGAGGUGGUUGAAAAUGAUAUCAAGCUUUGGGAGGUUAAUGCUUGA
Molecule: messenger RNA, 1302 nt
Organism: Cydia amplana
Lineage: Eukaryota; Metazoa; Arthropoda; Insecta; Lepidoptera; Tortricidae
Product: torso-like protein
Exons: 5
Coding region: 286-1302 (338 amino acids)
Source: RefSeq, a predicted model, not a curated record